Molecule: messenger RNA, 1243 nt
Organism: Anolis sagrei ordinatus
Lineage: Eukaryota; Metazoa; Chordata; Lepidosauria; Squamata; Anolidae
Gene: TRIM54
Product: tripartite motif containing 54
Biological process (GO): axonogenesis; anterograde synaptic vesicle transport; microtubule bundle formation
Cellular component (GO): main axon
Molecular function (GO): zinc ion binding
Source: RefSeq, a predicted model, not a curated record
ACCCUUCUCGUCCUCGUCCUUCUCGUCCUUCUGCUUUGGGAUGAACUUCCCGGGGGGCUUCAAGUCCUUGACUGGGGGGAGCCCCUCGGCCCAGAGCAUGGACAGCCUGGAGAAGCAGCUCAUCUGCCCCAUCUGCCUGGAGAUGUUCUCCAAGCCUGUGGUCAUCCUGCCCUGCCAGCACAACCUCUGCCGAAAGUGCGCCAACGACGUCUUCCAGGCCUCGAACCCGCUGUGGCAGUCGCGUGGCUCGGCCUCGGUGUCGUCGGGGGGCCGGUUCCGGUGCCCGUCCUGCCGCCACGAGGUGGUCCUGGACCGGCACGGCGUCUACGGGCUGCAGCGGAACCUCCUGGUUGAGAACAUCAUCGACAUCUACAAGCAGGAGUCCGCCCGGCCGCUGCACGCCAAGGCGGGUCACGAGCCAUGCUGCCUGAUGUGCGAGGAGCAUGAGGAGGAGCGCAUCAACAUCUACUGCCUGAGCUGCGAGGCACCCACCUGCUCCCUCUGCAAGGUCUUCGGCGCACACAAGGACUGCCAGGUCGCCCCGCUCUCCUCCGUCUACACCCGGCAGAAGGGCGAGCUGAGUGACGGGAUUGCGAUGCUGGUGGCCGGCAACGACCGUGUCCAGGCGGUCAUCUCCCAGAUGGAGGAGAUCUGCAAGGGCAUCGAGGAGAACUCCCGCCGUCAGAAGCAUCUCCUGGCCACGCGCUUCGAGUCCUUGUGCGCGGCGCUGGAGGAGCGGAAGGCGGAGCUGGUGGCGGAAGUGGGGCGCGAGGCCGAGGCCAGGCUCCUCCACGUCCGGACCCUCAUCCGCACCUACGGGGACCACCUGGAGCUGGCCUCCAAGCUGGUCGAGUCCGCCAUACAGUCCAUGGAGGAGCCUCAGGAGGCCGCCUUCCUACAGCAGUCCAAGGAGCUCCUCCAAAAGAUCACAGAGACGUCCAAGGUGCCAAUGAGCGGCCGCCCGGAGCCCGGCUUUGAGAACAUGGACCGCUUUGUUGUCAACGUGGACCAUGUGGCUGAGAUGCUACGGACCAUCCAGUUCCUGCCAGAAUCCGCCGGGGAGGAGGCCGAAGCAGAAGGAUUGGGACCGGAAGGAGGAGGGGGUGACGCAGGAGAGGAGGGACCCCCAGAAGGCCAUGAGGCCCCCGAGGCCACAGAAGGUCAGCAUUGAGGAGCAGCAGCAGGAGACACCCCCUCCCAUUGGCCGGAUCCAUCCCCAGCAACUUUAAUCCCCCCCCCCCCC